Messenger RNA from Lasiosphaeria miniovina, 882 nucleotides. RefSeq names its product Tautomerase/MIF superfamily. Bases 1 to 882 code for a protein of 293 amino acids. The transcript is spliced from 3 exons. Gene Ontology annotation, molecular function: phenylpyruvate tautomerase activity. Lineage: Eukaryota; Fungi; Ascomycota; Sordariomycetes; Sordariales; Lasiosphaeriaceae. The record is from RefSeq and is a predicted model, not a curated record.
AUGCACGAUAUCGACCGACCUCUGCCGGGAGAUGUUGGGCCGCGGGCUACCAAGCGGCCGUCAAAGCCCGGUCUGGUCAAGAAGAGAAGCAAUUUUAGCUUUUUCGAGGAUGCUUUCUCAUCCAACGGGGGCAGAAACCCGGCAAGGGAGAGGGUGCAGGGAGACGCAAUCGUCAUGGUGGAGGUGAAGACCAACAUCAUAAUCACGGACGAGUUCACUUUUAUAACAGAGCUGUCAUACCACAUAUCCACGCGGUACCAGAGACCGGUGUCGUCGAUCGUGGUCACCCUCCAGCACAGCGCGUGCAUGCUGUUCGGGGGAUCAUUUGAUCCCGCGUACGUUAUGUCGGUAUUUGCGCUUCCAUCACAGCUGCUACCCACGACCAAUAAGCGCAAUGCGGCCUUGAUACAGAAACACAUGGAGGAGGCAACUGGGGUGAAGUCAGAGCGAGGGUUCUUACGCUUCGUCCCAACCAAGGAACAAGACGUGGCUUGCAAUGGCAAGACACUGGCCGGCGAGAUUGAGGAGCUGUCAAGGACCUACAGCAUUCCAGAAGCCGCUGCAGAAGAGGAGGACGAGGAUGCUGGUACAGUAUCGAAGAGGCCGAAGGCUCGGAAGAAACUGAGCGUCAAAUCUCUUGCCAGCUUGAGGCCGCUAUCGGCAAUCGACCUCCCGACACCCGAGCUCACGCCGCCAGCAAGCGCAGACGAGGCAUUACCACCUGUACCAGCAUCACCCCCAAUUCUGGCAGCUAUGGAGAGGCCCGCAAGUGCCCAGCAGAAGACGGCGAAGCGAAGGAAAAGUUUUGUGGCAACAAUAUUUCACCGGUCGACGGCCAAGCCUGAACACCGAUCCGCGCUCCCAGCAAUUCCCGCUGAAUAG